ACUCACUAGGGUAACGGUUUUUAUCCCUCUCUUUUCUAUGCUUUGUCACUCCCAUCUCUAGCAACAACAUCGCUACACCGACCGUCCAUUUCACAGAACCCUCUCCCUCUUCACUCGGUCUUCUCCGUUCGUUGGGUCUUCUCCUUUGCCGUUCGCAAGGGUUACAUUACCUCGGUCAAGGUUUCUGUUCGCCAUUUUCGCCUUUUCCGCUGAUAACUUGGUUCGCCCAAAAGGUGGAGGUUGAUUUCUUCUUGAGUCUCUUUGAAAGAACAAUAAACUCUGAAAUUGAAGCUUUUAAGAGGUACCCCAAGAAACUGAGACCGCUGUUAGAAACCAUGGCACGUCAGAAAGUGGAUUCCAAAUUGAAGGAUAUUUCUCCGAGUAUUGGUGCCAAUAUGAUCACAGGAGCCACUGACCUUAUUGAAAUCAAUAGCUUCUUUUUUGUCAGGAUUGUUAGGGCCAGAUAUUUGUUUGUGCGUAAUGGCCCCAAUCAUUGUGACCCUUAUGUGGAGGUGAGAGUUGGGAGGUUUCAGGGUACAACUCCCUCCAUCAGGAGCAGCAUAGACCCAGUGUGGAACCAUGUCUUUGCCCUUGAGAUAGGUCAAACUCAAAUUCACGAGACAAUUCUUGAGAUUUUCGUGAAGAACAAUAUUCCUACCUAUGAUGAAUACAUAGGUCGGAUUUCGUUUGAUAUUUCUGAUAUUCCAAUACGGCCUCCGAGUGAUUGUGCACUACAAUCGCAGUGGUAUGAGAUAGAGGAUCUAAGGGGGAAACAGUUCAGGGGAGAGCUUAUGCUAUCUUGUUGGAAAGGAACUCAGGCUGAUGAGGGAUUUUAUGGAGCUUGGCAUUUACAGACUGAUGCAGCAUCAAUUGGUGUUUACAAUAUUGAUAAUACUCGUUCACGGAUGUAUAUUAUGCCUAAGAUUUGGUGUCUCAGAGUUAAUUUGAUUCAAGCACAUGGCCUCCUACUUGAAGAUGAAUCUGAAAAAUCCUCAAUUUUCAUUCGGGCUACCUUGGGGAAUUUGACCUUCACAAGCAAGUUGGUGGAGAACAAUAAUGGAAACCCAAAAUGGAAUGAGCAAUUGUUAAUUUCCGUGGCAGAGCCAUUUGAUAAUCAACGGUUGUUUUUUAGCGUGGAAAAAGGAACAUUAACAAGUCACAAAAGCUUGGGGACGUGUGUAUUUCUUGUCAAGAAUGCAGACAAGGUUUCACCUAUAUCUGUUCGAACUAUUGUUGUCGAACAGAAUGGGGGAUUUGCUGGUAAGAUUAGUAUGAUGUUCUAUUUGGAUGGUGGUUAUCAUAUAUUUGAUGAUGACCCACACUACGGCACUGAUCUGAGUCCACCAGACAAACCCCCCAUUGGGGUUUUUGAGAUGGGGAUACUGAAUGCUAGAGGGCUUCCAGCCAUAAAAGCAAGGGGUCGUACUGAUGCAUAUUGUGUGGCUAAAUAUGGCCCAAAAUGGAUUCGGACAAGAACAGUUGUCAAUAGUCUUUCUCCGAACUGGAAUGAGCAGUGCGCUUUUGAUGUCUACGAUCCAUGCACAUUCAUCACAAUUUCUGUGUUUGAUAACGGUCUACUGUACGAGGGAGAUAUAGCUUCAGGAGCAAAAGAUACAGGAAUAGGGAAGGUGAGAAUCCGUCUAUCUGACAUGGAAACCAAUAAAAUUUAUUCUUAUUCUUAUCCACUUUUUGAACUUCAACCUUGCGGGCUGAUAAAGAUGGGACAAAUUCAACUGGCUUUCAAGUUUUGUUGCCUAAGUAAGCUUAAUCUCUAUUUCAUGUACGCAUUGACCAAGCUUCCUAAACAACAUUAUGCUAAACCAUUGUCUCCGACUCAAUUACAUGGGUUAAGGAAACAAUCUGUUAUGUUUGUCUCAUCGAAGUUGAGUAAGAGUGAACCGCCGAUGAGAAGAGAGGUUGUUGAGUAUGUGCUGGAUUCUCGCGAAAUCAUGUGGAGCAUGCGAAGAGCUAGAGCUGAUUUUGAAAGGAUUAACAUUUUGGUGAGUGGGUUGGUAGCCUUAUACACUAGAUUUGAUGAGAUAUGCAAGUGGGAGAAUCCUAAUGUAACAGUUAUGGUAAUUAUAGUUGUUAUAGUGGUUCCAGUGGUUCUGGAUAUUUGUUCCCCUCUACCACAGCAUCUCUUUUGGCAUUUUAUCUUGUGUAUUUAUUGGGGCUGGAAAUAUGCAAAUAGGCCAAAAAAACUGGCUCAUGUAAAUUUGGAAUUGUCUAAUGUUCACACAGCAAGUGUAGAUGAACUAGAAGAAGAGUUUGAUCCAAUUCCAACAAGAUUCGGAGACAACGUUAUAAGGAGGAAUAGAUAUGAUCGAUUAAGAAUUGUCGCAGGGAAAUAUGCAGCACUGAUGGGGGACUUUGCUACUAUUGGAGAGAAACUACAAUAUCCUUUGAGCUGGCAGGAUCCAACCGUUACAAUGCUUGUGAUGAUUGCUUGUUUGAUUGUUGGGUUUCUGAUCUUACGGUUUUCACCUUCGUGGAGCUUUCCAUUUCCGCUGCGUUAUUUUGUUAUACUUGUUUCGGUGCUUUAUCUGCUAAUAAAUUAUCCUAUAUUUUGUUCACCCUCCCCUAGUUGGAUUUAUAAUUUGAUAAGUAGGAUGCCUUUAAAAUUAGACUACAUGAUAUAAGAGUGAGAUUUUUUUUUUUUUUUUUGGUUGCUGGUAGUAGGGUGACAUUGAUGUAGACGCACUCUGGUCUCUGAGUACUCUAUUUUUUUUUUUAUAAUAUUGAAUUCUUUAUUUUAUUUUCUCGCCAAUCAAAUUGCCAUUUCAUUUUUGGUUGUGAUAUGUUUACUACU
This is a messenger RNA of Gastrolobium bilobum, 2809 nucleotides long. RefSeq names its product FT-interacting protein 4-like. Bases 336 to 2639 code for a protein of 767 amino acids. The record is from RefSeq and is a predicted model, not a curated record. Lineage: Eukaryota; Viridiplantae; Streptophyta; Magnoliopsida; Fabales; Fabaceae. The transcript has 3 exons.